AGACUUUGCACAUUCCCGUUAUGGUAUAUGUUAAUGGUUCAUCAAAAAAAAAAAAAAAAAAAAAAAAAAAAAUGCGGUGGUGCAGUAAAAGCUCAAAUUUAAUAUCUAUCUUACUUACAACCAGUACCUUUUUAAUCAUAAACGAUCGAAUUACAUCGAACUAAACCCCCACCACCACCCCACUUCACCCGAAGAUAGACUUUUAUCUAUCAGAUAAAGCUACUUGGUGUAUGUGCAUACUACCUUUAGCGCAUUUUAGCAUAGAUAUAUAUAAAGAAUACACAAUUAAUUAUCAUUUUUAUUAUUAUCAUUUAAACAUAAAUUUCAACAAUGACUUCAGAUAACACAAACUCUCUUUCUAUCGGUGCUUAUAUCCUCCUUCGUCUUAAGCAGAUCGGCAUCGACACUGUCUUUGGUGUACCUGGUGAUUUCAACAUGCCUUUAUUGGACUUGAUUGAAGACGAUGCUGAAUUGACCUGGGGUAACAAUGCCAACGAGUUGAACGCGGCCUAUGCAGCUGACGGAUACGCUCGAGUCCGUGGCAUGGGUGCUGUUGUAACAGCAUUUGGUGUUGGUGAGCUUUCUGCUAUCAAUGGUAUUGCUGGAUCGUACUCUGAAAUGGUACCUGUCAUACAUAUUGUUGGUACACCUCGUACCGCUUCUCAAAAAUCCGGUGCUUUGUUGCAUCACACUUUGGGUAAUGGCGAUUUCGACGUCUUUUUUAAGAUGGGAUCUAUGGUGACAGUUGCUGCUGCUAACUUGACUCUUGCUAAUGCUACAGCUGAAGUUGAUCGUGUCAUUUUGGCUGCCUAUAUGAAUAAGCGACCUGGGUAUAUUGCUCUUCCAUUUGACUUGAUUCAUGCCACUGUUCAAGUACCUGUCGAACUUCCUCUUUUGGAAUUUGCUGCUCCCAAGAACCCAGUGCAAGUACAAGAGGUCGCUGUAAAGCAAAUUUUGUCGGCCAUUAGUGAGGCUAAACAUCCUGUGAUUAUUGUGGACGGUGCUGUUAUCCGUCAUGGACUUCAAUCUGCCGCCACUGACUUUGUAAACCGUGCUGGAUUUCCUACCUUCUCAACCAUGAUGGGUAAAAACGCAAUUGAUGAAACAGUUUCCAACUACCGAGGUAUUUACACUGGCGCUGUCACACUUGAAGGUGUCAGAGAAGAGAUCGAAAAGGCAGAUCUUUUGAUCGAAGUAGGAUGCAUCAAAUCAGACUUCAAUACGGGUAAUUUCUCUUACGGUUUCCAAAAUACCAAAAAGAUUUGUUUGAACAGCCAUGGUACAACCAUUGGUCACGCGGAAUACGCCGGUGUAGGUAUGCAUGAACUCUUACCUUCUUUGACGGCGGCUCUUCCCGGUUUGAAACAUCAGGCUGAGCUUAGUCCUCGUGUUAUGCCAGCACCUAUUGAUACCAGUAGCAACCAGAUCACGCAUAACUAUCUUUGGAACAAGGUCCCUGAAUAUAUUGCACCUAACAGUAUCGUUGUAAGUGAAACCGGAACCGCUGAAUUUGGUGUAGCCAACAUGCAAAGUCCAAAGGGUGCUACGUUUAUUGGACAGAUUCUUUGGGGAUCAAUUGGUUACUCUGUUGGUGCUGCUGUUGGCGCUGCAUUUGCUGACCGCAGCCGAAAAGUGUACCUUUUUGUCGGUGAUGGGUCUUUCCAAUUGACUGUUCAGGAGAUUUCAGUAUUUAUUCGUCAAGGACUUACGCCAGUUAUAUUUUUGUUGAACAAUGACGGGUAUUUGAUGGAGAAGUUGAUCCAUGGACCUGAGCGUAGCUAUAACAACUUCCAAAUGUGGGAUUACAGCAAGACUUUGGAAUAUUUUGGUGGACACUUGGAAACAAACAAGAGCAAUGGCAAAACCCCUUCGUUGAUUGGAUUGGAGGCCAAGGUUGAAACUCGACAGGAAUUCGAGAAUGCAAUGGAAUUGGUCAACCAACAACCCGACAAAAUCCAUUUCUUGGAAGUAGUUAUGCCCGAAUUCGAUUCCCCUCGCGAGCUUUCCUUGUUAUGUGCUUUGUCUGAAAAUCGUUAAUAUUACUAUUUUCUUCUUCUUUGCAGUUUUUCCAAAAAAAAUUAUUUGUUGUUGUUAAUAAAAUAAGUUGUUUUUGUUGUUUA
Mucor mucedo is the source of this 2120-nucleotide messenger RNA. RefSeq names its product pyruvate decarboxylase PdcB. The record is from RefSeq and is a predicted model, not a curated record. Gene Ontology annotation, molecular function: thiamine pyrophosphate binding; magnesium ion binding; carboxy-lyase activity. NCBI's taxonomy places the organism in Eukaryota, Fungi, Mucoromycota, Mucoromycetes, Mucorales, Mucoraceae. The transcript has a single exon. Bases 331 to 2037 code for a protein of 568 amino acids.